AUGGUGUUGAGAUGCGAUAAGAAUUGGGUGGUGGGAUGGAUUGUUUAUUGUUGUGAGCGUGCCAAGACGGACGCGCGAGCUCCUCGAGUCCUCGAUCGUCCUCCUGUGUUCUUGCAAGGGAAGCAUUGCCUUUUGAUAUACUACUACAAAAAGUGUGCCUUUCUCUACAAGGGAAAGGAAGUGAAACGCGAUCCUCUUCAGGAAAAUCACGAAUUCUUCAGGCCUACUUCUGGGUUGCGGAAGUAUUCAAAGAGGACCCUAAAUUUUGUUUCUAAAUUUUGUUCCUUUGCCUCGAGGGGUCGGCGAAUUGAUUUCGAGGAAAUUCUCGUAUAUCUACACAAUGACGGACAGCUUGUGAUAGCCGCCGUACCAUCUAUGCAAAAUGUCUCUAAGUAUGAGCCUUUGUUUCGAGAACGUGAAAAUGUAGAAAAGAAGCACCGCAGUCGAUCCAAAGUAAGGCUCAACCUUAUCUCAAGUAUAUCUAGGCUCACAAUCUCCGAGCAUCCGAGCUCCAUGCCCUGCCUACCUAGCCAACUCUUGAAGUUCCGAUAUGAUUUUACCCACCCUGAACCGAAGAAAAGUGAUGCACCGAAGCGUGUCUCGCAUAGCGGCUCGCCAGCCUCGGUGUUGAACUCUGAGUAUGUGGCGCUGUGGCUCCAACCUACAAAGGUAGUCUCGCUGUCUCCCAGCAAUUUCGUCGACCCUUAUGAGUGUGCGAGAAUAGUGGUAGGAGUGGGGCAGGAAGCAACUGUUAUCCCCCCCAAUUAUCCAUACUACACUGCGGUUCUUUCGACUUAUCCAUGCCACGGUGUGAAAGUACCUCGACAAGGUAGAGUAAUUGCCAUUGAAGUCUUUGUCGAUACUAUUUAUGUGAAAGUAACUGAAAGAGUUUUUAUCAGACUUCCUUUCGGUGGGAAUACUGCGACGGAGGCCAUUAGAUCAAUACUUCGCCAGGGAAACGUCGAAAGGCUGAAUGUCGAAUACCGUAAUCAGUGGGGUGACAGUAGGAGUAAUCAGGAACUCGCGGAGUUAUAUCUAUCAGCCGGCACCACACAAUCAAAGACUCUGUGGGUGUACCGUGUAUUGACGAGCCUUCAUGUCCAUGGCCACGACGUGUGGAUACUGACUAGUCCGGGAAGUCAUGAAGAUUUAAGCCCGAAUGCAUCUCUCGCCCCAUCAUACUAUGUUCAGUCGGGGAGCUUCGAGAUCAAUGGGGUUGUAUUGCUGGGUCCGAUAUACUCUUUAAAUUCCGAGGUCAUAGAGUGUCUUGCAAAAUGUAAGGGGGGCACGAUCUGCACGAUAUUGAUUAGGAAUCUGGGAAUUUUAGUGUCCAUAUUCAAAGACAAAGGCCUUGAGAAUGUCAAGAAAGCUGAGCUUUCAAAUUGCCCCAGUUGCUGCGGCUAUAGCUACUUUGCUGGUCUCAACAUCAGCAACAACGGCCUUCUUGGUCAUGGACGUUGCGGUCUCUUCAUUUCGUCACAGUAUAUAUUCGUUAUCUGCUUCGUUUCUCACCUCAUAGCUGUUAUAGGGCUAGCUGGGAAACUUGCAGAAGCACCAUCUGAACCAUUACUGCCAGACACUGUGAAUUUCGUCGAAGAGCGCGUCCAAGCCAAACAGGCGCCAUAUGAGCAAUCACAAUUGGAUAUUUUGAGGACCAUCGAUAGGAGGAGAUCCUACACCACCCGUCCCAAACACUUCUGCCGUGAGCCGAGAUUAUAUGUACAGUUGAUCAUCUCUGACAUGCUCAUGGGCAUCCAAAAUGCAGGAUUGAAGCUUCAUUUCUCCAUUCCCUCACCAUCAUCUAAAACCUCUUUUUAUCAAAUCCACUCUACAACUAAAUCUGUGGUACAUUUUGAAGGAAGCAAGGUAAAUACCUCUACUCCUAUUCGAGGACACUUGAGUAACAGUAUGCGAGAUAGGUACGACUCUGGCAGAGGGUUGUUUCUUUUCGCCUUCGUUCUUAAUUUGAGCCACGGGUUUGCAAGAUCGAUUAUUUUUGUCGAUGCUUUGUGGUAG
This is a messenger RNA of Lindgomyces ingoldianus, 2016 nucleotides long. RefSeq lists its product as uncharacterized. The transcript has 20 exons. The record is from RefSeq and is a predicted model, not a curated record. Lineage: Eukaryota; Fungi; Ascomycota; Dothideomycetes; Pleosporales; Lindgomycetaceae. Bases 1 to 2016 code for a protein of 671 amino acids.